AGACUCUGGACGUGCGUGGACCGGGGGCGCUCUGCCUCUGCCUUAUAAAAAAGCGUCAGGGCAGGGCGGGCCGGGCACCCGGGAGGCGGGUACCAGGCCUCAGCAGAGUCCGGGCGGCCGCGCCUCGCCUUCACCUGUUGCGGAGGCAGGGUCUGCGGUGGCUGGGGCUCGGCUGGCUGGACAAGUAGGUGUGCGGUUGCAAAGAUGGGCCGCUAUUCUGGCAAGACGUGCCGGCUGCUCUUCAUGCUCGUGCUCACCGUGGUCUUCUUCGUGGCCGAGCUGGUCUCGGGAUACCUGGGCAACUCCAUCGCGCUGCUCUCGGACUCCUUCAACAUGCUCUCCGACCUGAUCUCGCUGUGCGUGGGCCUGGCCUCCGGCUACAUCGCCCGGCGCCCCACCCGAGGCUUCCGCGCCACCUACGGCUACGCGCGCGCGGAGGUGGUGGGCGCGCUGAGCAACGCGGUCUUCCUCACCGCUCUCUGCUUCACCAUCUUCGUGGAGGCGGUGCUGCGCCUGGCCCGGCCCGAGCGCAUCGAUGACCCGGAGCUGGUGCUCAUCGUCGGCGCCCUGGGGCUGGCGGUCAACGUGGUGGGGUUGCUCAUCUUCCAGGACUGCGCCGCCUGGUUCACCUGCUGCUGCCGGGGCCACCGUCGCCGCCUGCCGCAGCGGCAGGAGCAGGCUCUUGGCAACCCUCCCGGCGCUUUCGGGUGGCCCCAAGGCGCCGAGGGCCAGCAGCAUGCUGCGACCCCGACGGCCCCCGGCUUGGACUCAGCUGUGACCCUCCGGGGGGCUUCGAUCGAAAGAAAGCAGAAGGGGGCGACCGUAUUCUCAAAUGUAGCAGGUGAUUCCUUGAACACCCCGAAUGAGCCUGAAGAGACUAUGAAAAAGGAGAAAAAGUCUGAAGCCCUGAAUAUCAGAGGUGUUCUUUUGCAUGUGAUGGGAGAUGCCCUGGGGUCGGUGAUUGUGGUCAUCACUGCCAUUAUAUUCUAUGUGCUGCCCCUGAAAAAUGAGGACCCGUGUAACUGGCAGUGCUACAUCGAUCCCAGCCUAACUGUUGUCAUGGUCAUCAUUAUUUUGUCAUCUGCCUUCCCACUCAUCAAGGAGACUGCUGUCAUUCUCCUGCAGAUGGUCCCGAAGGGAGUCAACAUGGAAGAGCUGAUGAGUAAACUCUCUACUGUGCCUGGAAUCAGCAGUUUGCAUGAAGUGCACAUCUGGGAACUUAUAAGUGGAAAGAUCAUUGCCACCCUGCACAUCAAGUAUCAGAAGGACAGGGGAUAUCAGGAUGCCAGCACAAAAAUUCGAGAAAUUUUCCACAACGCAGGAAUCCACAAUGUGACCAUCCAAUUUGAAAAUGUGGACGUGAAGGAAUCCCUGGAGCAGAAGGACUUACUAUUGCUCUGCAGCCAUCCCUGUGUUUCCAACAGCUGUGCUAACAAGCUGUGCUGCCCCCCUGGGUCAGUGCCUCUGGCCCAUGUCAAUGGUUGUGCUGAGCACAAUGGUGUUCCUCCUCUAGAGACAUAUUGUAGCAGAAGAGAUACACCAGAAGUGGCUAUUGAAGUGUCUCUGGAUGGCUGCCUCAGUGACCAUAGACAAGCUAUUAACAAAACUCACGAGGACCAACAUGAUAACAGUACACAUUUUUAACCUGGUACCCACAUAAAGUCAGACUAUUUAGACAAGGCACUUUGGAAUUGCCAACCUGGCCUGUGGAAAGAGCUUUGUGGGUUGUGGGCUCUGACCAAACUUGCAGUGCGUGCUCUUUGUGUUCAGUGAGGGUUGGCUGUUUGGGAUUUUAGUGAAACAUGUCUGUUGAUUUUCAUGUCACUGAUGACCAUUUUCCAUCAUCCUGGGUAACGACUGCUGCUCUUCAACAGUUUCAGUUUAAACAUACAUUUUCUGAAACAAACUGAACUAGAGUCAAUGUCAAUGUCAGGGACAUUGAAGGGCUGGGGCUCAGUGACCGUGGACACAGAUUUCAAAGUAGUUCUUGCUUUGUGUAUGUGUAUGUGGUGCUGGCGAUAGAUCCCAGGGCCUUGAACAUAUUAGGCAAGAGCUGUACAACUGAACUGUAGAUCUCCAAUCCUUGUUUUCAAACUGAUCAGAACUUUUUGCUGACUCUCAGGUGAGCUCAUAGUCUAAGUACAUAGAAAAAACUGAUGUACCAUGAUAGCUAUGUUUUCUCCCCCAUGAAGAUCAUGAAAGAGGAAAACUAGAUAUUUCUGGUACUGCAGAAGUAUCUUUGAUUCAACUUGGAUAAAUGUAAAAUAAAUACCUGUUAAGGUAUAAAUUGUUCUCAAAGCAUUAGAGGAAGUGGAUUCUAGUGGGUAAGGAGAAAAAUGUAUUUUUUUUUUUUUGGACCAUCUUUUCAGUUUGUUAGGCUAAAGAAAACUAAUGUUUACUUUCUGCUGGGAACUGAUCUUUGGUUAUAGCAUGUUUUAGAUGUUUAAAUACCUUCUUUUCACUUGGAAGUGUGGGAAUACUUCUAUUUCCUUAUGUACUUAUUUGCUAUCAUUUAGAGUCUCCAGUUGGGAUUACUAUCAUGUAUUGCUUUGAUGAUGAUUUACUUAUUUGUUAAAAUUUCCUUAGAGUCUCUUUUUAUAUGAUCACAUUGAUCUGUGUGACAUUUACCAGGGGAAAAUGAGUAUUCCUGACAUAGGAGAAUGCGAGCUAUUGAGUGCUUAUUUCUGCCAAAUAAAUAAGCUAUACUGAUGUUCCUUUAAUUAGACAUGUUUUAAAGUAUUUAUUACAGUUGCCAUAUAGCAACUUGAUGGAAAAGUUGAUGUCUUAGUGAGAAACGAGAGUUAAUUUAACUGCUGCUUUUAAUGUGUUUUGAAGAGCUUAGCGUUUUCUUUUAGAUCUCUGACUCAUAUUACCAAGUUCAAAUAAAAAAUUUAUUAUAAUCUAAUUUAGACACAUAACUGAACUACAUUAGUAGUGGAGAAGUAUCUUUUGUGUAUUUAACAGAUUGUUUAGGUAUUAGUAUUUAAGCCAAACAGUCUCCUAGGUGUGUGAAAUAGGAGGUCCCCUAGAGAGCCAGCAUUUUCUUUGAUAGGUUGUAAGACUGACUGAAAAACUCUCCUUUUCUAGGUUGUAAGCUUUGAGUCCUGUUUGGAAUCUGCACAGGCUUUAUUAAAAUCUCUGGGAUCAUAACAAACAAUAUCUGCAUUUUUUUUAUCACAGGCAUCAUUUUAAAAAUAUUUGUCUUUGUCAGGGAAGGUGGUGUACACCUGUAGUCCCAGCUACUCAGGAGGCUGAGCAGGAGAAUCAUUUGGGGCCCAGGGGAGUUUGAAGCCAGUUUGGGCAACACAGUGAGACCCUGACUCAAAAAAAUAAAAAUUUCUUGGUCUUAGUCCUAAAAUUGAAUGCUAGUAAGUAAACAGCUAUGAUCAUGAUGUAAGAUAGAAAAUUCUUUAUUCUUUGCAAGUUUAUUAGCUAAGUUUAAAUUGGCUGUAAACAGGUACAUAGAAAAAUUCCUAAAAAUGUGUUCAUCUCUAGAAGUUUAUUGGAUUAGGUUAUAUGCACUUUAUAAGUCGGGGGGGGGGGGUAAAUAGUAAGACACCAUUUCUAUUUUUAGUAUCAAAAGUGAGACAUGUACUCUCACAUAAACCAGAGGAUUCUCUAAGAAACUCACCAUAGUGAGAUGUGAACCAAAUUCUCCUACCUAAAUAUUGCUUGAGAUGCCUUAGCUGGAGCCAAAGAAGAAAUCUGUCUCUUACUUCCAAAUUUGAAGGUCUAAUUUGAUUUCACACCAUUUUCUCUUUAUUAAAAGGGAAAAAUUGUAAUUUUGCAGUUUUUGUGCAGCUGGCUAAAGGAAUGCAUUUCAGCUUGUUUCUAAACAAUGACCUUUACUUAAUCUCUAAGGUAUUUUUCUGGAAAGGAGAAAGCACUUAAUUCCAACAUAAUUAAAUAUUACCUCAGAAAACUAUCUUGAUUGACACUUAUAAAUAUCCCAAAUUAUGGGUGAGGGCCAGUGAAAAAUAAUGCCUUUUAAAGAUAGUUUGGCUAAGUGCAUUUAAUAAAAUCCAAACAAGCUGAAUAAGUGCAGUUUUUAAAAAUUGGGUUAGGCGAGUUUCAUUUGUCACCUGCUGUAUGGUACUUUAAUUUGGGUUCUACUCUCCCUUCAGUUGUUCUCUCUUUGAAUUCUCCCAAGGAAAUGAAAGAGUUUUCUUUUUCCCUCUGAAUCAGUGCUGUUUGAUGAUAGCUACAUCUGAUGAACAGUAGAUUUAAAACAAGAGUUUUUUAGAUUAGAGAAAUACUGCCACUCAGUUUGUGUUCUUGUAUGCUUAAGUUCAUUCCAGAAAAUGCUCUCCUUUUUUUUUUAAGCAUUUAAUUCCCCGCCCCCCCACCCAACCCCCUUCAGUGCUGGGUAUCAAACAAAAGGGCUUGCACAUGGUAGGCAAAGUUUCUGCCACUGAGCUAAACCCCUGGCCCUGAAAAUGUUUUUUAUAAAGUUUGUGGCAUCCUUUGUGUGUCAGGUCAGAACCAUUUUGUUCUGCAUGCUAGUCUGGCUAUUUAUCCUUCUAGCACUUUCUAUAGCUCUCUUGCCCUUCUCGUUCUAUGGAACAAGUUCUUUCUAUGGAACAUUGUAGAAAGCACUAGAACUGCUAAAACUGCUUAAUUUUCCAACUUUCCGCUUUGUUUUUGAAAAUAGAGGCUGAUUUUUUUUCCAUGCUAUUUGGCCGUUAUGAAUAUUCACAAGGCCACUAGUCUCAUUGUUGUCAGAAAAAAAUACUGUCUAACUUUUUGAUAAAAUGUCAAUAAAACAGGGAGAUAUUAUUUGAGGAUUUAAUUUAGUUAAGGCCUUCACAAAUGCCUGUGCAUACUAGGAUGUAAAACAAAUUUUUUUUUUUUAGUAUGGGUUAUGAGAAAAACAUGUAUGAAAGGCAUCAUUUUAUAUAAUUCCAAGGGAUUAAUAGUGGUACUUCUCAGGAGGAAAACCUGAAAUUGAAAUUUAGAAUUUACACGAGGCAGGAUGUGCUUAGUAAGGCAGCUUCUCUGUGACAAUCGAAGCUUCUGCUCUGUUUAAACUGGGCUUUUUUUUUAAUAUUUAUUUUUUAGUUUUAGGUGGACACAAUAUCUUUUAUUUUAUUUUUUUUAUGUGGUGCUGAGAAUCAAACCCAGUGCCUCACGCAUGCUAGGCAAGCGCGCUACCACUUGAGCCACAUCCCCAGCCCAUAAACCAGGUUUUUCAAUCUUGACAUUAUUGAUAUUUUCAACUGGACAAUUCCCGAUGUGUGGGGAUGUCCUGUGUAUUACAGGAUGUUUAGCAACAUCUCUGGUUUCUAUUCAUUUGAUGCCAGUAGCAUCUCCCCAAGUUGUGGCAGCUAGAAAUGUCUGUGACAUUGCCAGACGCCCUGUGGGGAAAAUUUUUACCCCUAGUUCUGAACAACUGGCUUAUACUAAGGGUCUUAGGGCUGUUGUUGAUGAAGUCCCUCCAGAGCCCAAUAGUACUUUUAAUAUCAUCAGUUUUUCAGGAUUCGCUCUUUAAAAAUAGUGCUUAGUUUAUUUGUUGUGCUAGGGAUCAAACCCAGGAUCUUGCACAUGCUAAACACUUGCUAUGCCACUCAGUUACUCCCUCAGUCAAACAAUGUUUUAAAUGUUGAGAUUAAACUAUAAAAAUGACUGGUUGUCUCUACCUAGGAAUUUGGGGUAUUUAAAGAAAAAAAAAUAUAAUUUUAAAAAUCCUGCUAUACCAAUCCAACAUUAGGAUAAUGAAUGCAGUGAAAAGAAAACUAUUUGCUCUCUGUUCUGUGAUAAUUUCUUCAACUCUUGGGUAGCUUCAAUUUGAUGAGCACACCAUGAAUGAGACUGGGUAAUAUCAGCACAAUCGAUUCUUGGGGUUAAAGUUUUAAAUUUUUCAUAUUUAAAAUUCUCAAUUUUAAACUCGAUGUUUCUUGUUAUUAGUUUUUGGUAAGGAGCUCAUCUUAGUGCUUAUGACAAGUUUAGACAUUAAAACAUUCUUCAUCCUUUAUGACUAGCUUAAUCCCUUGCCAAAUCCUAUCUAUUUUCUCUGAGGGGGCGACAUAUAUUAACAGAAUUUGGAAGUAUCUUGCUUUUAAAUGAUUUUCAUACUCUUGUAGUUCAAGACUGCAAAUAAGACUAGUUUAGGAAAAAUGGGGAUACACUUCUUGAUUUCGGUUUUUGUGUUUAGAUAAAUGAUCUCUGACUGAAUGUCUGUCCUAUAGCUCUGCCUUUAACCUGAUCAACUGUCAUCUAUUUGCACUUCUGAGUGUCUUUAUAUCCGAGUGGCCACAGUAGGAAUGAAGUUAUUGAAUCAGGAAAUUGGAACUUUCAUCAGACCAUAAUUCUCACUGUAGUCCAAAUGUUCUUAUGGACUUGAAGUUUAGCUAAUGUAGAUGUGUUAUUUUCUGGCACUUCUUUUACCAGGUGUUUUGUUGUUUACAUGGAACUUUCUUGAAUGCUUGCUAAAUGAUCAACUGUCACCUCUUCUACAAAGCCAGGCCAGCAACUCUGAACCUGUUCUGAAUUCUAAUGAGAACAACCCAGAAAGGUUGAUUCACAAGGGAGAAUGACCCCUUCUUGGAGGUUUGAGGUUAUGUUACAAUAUUGUGGAGCUUUGUUGCUUAAAGUCCUCCUUCUAUCUUCAUACGCAAUUUUGCUAAAGUGUAAUCAUUACAUUUGGGAGGUUGUUAAAACUUUAAGAUAUAGAGUUUAAAUAACUCAUUACUAACUGCAUGCGACUCCCCCCAACAAUGUAUGUAUUUCUGUGUACCUUUUGAAGGUGAAAGAUGUUCAAUGGUGCUGUAAAUAAAAUUUUUAAGAAACAAAAGUACAACCCAGGUGUUUGUGGAAAUUGAACAGAUAACCUGAAAGAGUUGA
Messenger RNA from Marmota monax (woodchuck), 6840 nucleotides. RefSeq names its product solute carrier family 30 member 10 (gene Slc30a10). The coding region runs from base 205 to 1644 and encodes 479 amino acids. Gene Ontology annotation, biological process: manganese ion transport; detoxification of zinc ion; zinc ion transmembrane transport. Gene Ontology annotation, cellular component: membrane. The transcript has 4 exons. The record is from RefSeq and is a predicted model, not a curated record. Lineage: Eukaryota; Metazoa; Chordata; Mammalia; Rodentia; Sciuridae. Gene Ontology annotation, molecular function: zinc ion transmembrane transporter activity.